This is a messenger RNA of Thalassophryne amazonica, 2536 nucleotides long. It is a transcript of the gene inpp5e, whose product is annotated as inositol polyphosphate-5-phosphatase E. Gene Ontology annotation, molecular function: inositol-polyphosphate 5-phosphatase activity. Lineage: Eukaryota; Metazoa; Chordata; Actinopteri; Batrachoidiformes; Batrachoididae. The record is from RefSeq and is a predicted model, not a curated record. Gene Ontology annotation, biological process: phosphatidylinositol dephosphorylation.
AGGAUGAACACUGGUUCAGUGGUUCAGUUCAGAACUCGGAAAUCGUUUCUGUAAUCAUAUGAACGCUUCAUCAAGAAGACAUUUUUGCGAAAAGUUUCGCAGCCUGCUGUAAAUAUUAUUGUGCUUUGUGGUGAAUGGAGCGUCAAACGUAGACGCGGACGGAAGAACGACUGGAGCUGCAAGACUUUUUUUUUGGAUCAUAUGCAUCAGCGCUUCAGUGUCAGGGGUAACGUUAAUCAUUUGUUGAGCUAGCCAUCAUUUGCUAAUAACUGUAGCCUCGAGCUGUUGGAUUAGCGCGCAGUUCAUGUCUGAGAUGAGAAAAGUUAGUACACCUGACCGGAGCUGGUUUUAGACUUGGUGUGAGGAUGACUGAUUAUGGAGUGCUCAGCAGUGUCAGUCAGUCCCAUGAAGUUGUGGGUGAAGGAGAUUCAGUUGCAAACAAAAAGAAGACCCAAAAGUCCCAUUUACUUGAUGAAGCCGAGGUCUGCGAAGGACAAUAUGAUGCUGUCAUUGUUCCCCAGGCUGUUAGAGCCACAGCGCAUCAGCUUAGUAUGUACCAAUGUAGCUCACCCACAGAACCAAGACAGACUGAGAGAACAAGGAGGCUGAGAAACAGUCAAGAGAGUCUGAGUGACCUAGCUGAGACUAGUUCCUCCUCAGACUCCCUUAAAGAUGACCAAACUCUAAAAGCUACAAGUGAUUUUGUUCUCAGGGGUGCUGCCACCUUUAGGAAUGGCUAUGACUCUACUGUGGGACUGCUGCCUGCUGCUAUGACAGGGUCCUCUAACUUCCGGCAAAGUGGGAACAGUCUUUCUGAGUAUGAAAGGAGGCCACGCAGCCAGCAGACUGACCACACAGACCAUGGGAUGAGGUCCUCCAAGGUGCGACUUUCUCCGAUGCAUCCUGCAGGGUCAAGGCCUGGACUGGAGAAGAACUUUGCAUCAGGCAUUUUACAGACAGCUAAUCAGAUUGACAGCGAUUGUUUGGAUUAUGAUGUGCCGGCCAGGGAGAGGUUUGGGGAGAGCAUGCACAAGAACCUGAGUGACAGCCGGCUUCUGGAGAACAUGCGGUCAGACAGUGCCUCUGUGGAAUCCAUCAAGUCCACCUACAGCCUUCUUAGUCCACUCCGACCCCAGGAUGUGAGGAACAGGAGCUUUCUGGAAGGUGUGCUUGGCAGCCGCGCUUUGCUGGGUGUUGAGGAACUGGAACGUUACUUCCCCAACAGGAGAGUGGGAAUAUAUGUAGCCACUUGGAACAUGCAUGGGAGAAAGGGAGUUCCACUCAAUUUAGAUGAUCUCCUGCUUCCAACAGACUCUGAAUUUGCACAAGAUUUUUAUAUUAUCGGGGUCCAGGAAGGUUGUCCUGACAGAAGGGAGUGGGAGAUCCGUCUUCAGGAGACUCUGGGCCCAUAUUAUGUCAUGCUGUAUGCUGCAGCACAUGGUGUUUUGUAUCUCACUGUAUUUGUCAGAAGAGACCUCAUCUGGUUUUGUUCAGAGGUGGAGCAUGCCACAGUCACAACUAGGAUCAUCUCUCAGAUCAAGACUAAAGGUGCUGUGGGAAUCAGUUUCUCUUUUUUUGGCACUUCCUUCCUCUUCAUCACAUCCCAUUUUACCUCUGGAGACAACAAAGUCUAUGAGAGAAUUCUGGAUUACAACAAGACUAUUGAAGCUCUUGUUCUGCCUAAAGACCUUCCAGACAAACCUUACCGCUCCACACCAUCUGAUGUCACAACAAGAUUCGACCAGGUGUUCUGGCUUGGAGACUUUAAUUGUCUGAGUAAGGACAGGACUGACGUGGAGACCCUCCUGAAAUGCACAGUAGGAGACAACAUGGCCCCUCUGUUGGAGCACGACCAGCUCGCCAAUGAAAUGAAGGAUGGUAUGUUGUUCAAAGGCUUCCAGGAGGCACAAAUUCACUUCCUCCCUACGUACAAGUUUGACAUCGGCUGUGAUGUCUAUGACACCACCUCUAAACAGAGAACGCCUUCAUACACAGUAAGGAUCCUGUUCAGGAGCAGGCAAGUUAAUGACAUCAAGGCGAUCAAAUACACAAGCUGUUCCACCAUCAAGACCUCAGACCAUCGCCCAAUCAUUGGCAUCUUCCACGUCAAAUUGAUGCCAGGCAGAGACAGUAUUCCACUGGGUGCUGGACAGUUUGAUCGGAGCCUGUACUUGGAGGGUAUCAGGAGGAGGAUCACGCGAGAGCUGAAGAGGAGGGAGGCCAUGAAGAACCAAAGCACCAGCACCAUCUGCUCCAUAUCUUAAACCCAGGAGGAACUGCUGUACGUCCAACUGUCAAAAAAUGGAACUAAUGAUCAUUAAACCAGCGAACAUCCCCAAGCCGAUCAUGGUAACUGAGCAGUGUGUAAACUCUAAUGGGCAUUUCCUGGAACUGUCCAUCCUGGUGAAAGUCUGGCUGGCUGUACUUGAGGGCAGGGACCUGGAGUUCAGGUGAACAGAGGUUCGUCCACGUCUGUUUUUAUUUAUUUACACUCAAAUGGGACAGACUGAGACUGUAUUCAGUCUUAGAGUAAUUU